Messenger RNA from Daphnia pulex (common water flea), 3485 nucleotides. RefSeq names its product peptidyl-prolyl cis-trans isomerase-like 4. Gene Ontology annotation, molecular function: peptidyl-prolyl cis-trans isomerase activity; RNA binding. Bases 212 to 2881 code for a protein of 889 amino acids. NCBI's taxonomy places the organism in Eukaryota, Metazoa, Arthropoda, Branchiopoda, Diplostraca, Daphniidae. The transcript has 10 exons. The record is from RefSeq and is a predicted model, not a curated record. Gene Ontology annotation, biological process: protein peptidyl-prolyl isomerization. Gene Ontology annotation, cellular component: nucleus.
UCUGACAAGGGAAAAUCACGGAAAUCGUGAAAAUGCGUGAAAAUGAAGAAGUUGUAAUGUAAAUUAUUGAGAUCUGGCAGCAUCUAAACUCAUCUUGCACGCACACGACAAUAACAACAGUACAACACAGCGCCAAAGCCAUCAAAUAUCAUCCUUCCGGUUUUCUUUUCUAUUUUAUAAUUUGAUUUGGUCUACCAAAGUCAUAUGUAAAAUGUCUGUCAUUUUGGAAACUACCAAAGGAGAUUUGACGGUUGAUCUGUACAUCAAAGAAAGACCUAAAACUUGCCUCAACUUUCUCAAGCUUUGUAAGAUGAAAAGCUACAACUUCAACAGAUUUCACCAUGUUGAGCGAAAUUUUUUAUGUCAAACUGGAGACCCCACUGGAACGGGCAGAGGAGGUGAAUCAAUAUUUGGGGUAUUAUAUGGACAACAAGCAAAAUACUAUGAGGCUGAGCAAGUUCCUGUGUUGAAGCAUACCAAACCUGGAUUGCUUUCGAUGGUGAAUGUUGGAGAUAACAUGCUUGGAUCACAGUUUUUCAUUACUCUUGGUGAUAAUUUGGACUAUCUUGACAAAGAGCAUUGUGUGUUUGGGGAAGUUGUCGAAGGUCAUGAUGCCUUGCUCAACAUUAAUGAAGCCAUUUGUGAUGAAAAUCACAUCCCUUAUCAGGAUAUUAGGAUAACCCACACUGUUAUUCUUGAUGACCCAUUCCCAGACCCAUCAGGCUUAGAAAUUCCAAUUCAUUCACCUGAACCCACCAGAGAAAUGCUUGAUAGCGGGAGAAUUGCUGCUGAUGAAGACAUCAAUGAAAUGGAAGGCAAGACGGCCGAAGAAAUUGAAGAAGCGAUUGCAGAUAAGGAAGCCAAAGCUCGUGCAACAAUCCUUGAAAUGGUUGGCGACUUGCCUUCUGUUGAUGCAGCUCCUCCCGAGAAUGUGCUCUUCGUUUGUAAGCUCAAUCCUGUGACAACCGAUGAUGAUCUCAUGAUUAUCUUCAGUCGUUUUGGCAAAAUAGUCAACUGUGAAAUUAUUCGUGAUCGACAAACGAUGAAUUCUCUCCAGUACGCUUUCAUCGAGUUCGAUAACCCCAAAUCAUGUGAGGAUGCCUAUUUUAAAAUGGACAAUGUGUUAAUCGACGACCGACGUAUUCAUGUUGAUUUCUCGCAGUCCGUCUCCAGAUUACAGUGGAAAGGAAAAGGACGAGGAGUGGAUUUCAUCGGUGGCAAACCUUUUGAUCCCAACAAGGAAGACUACAAGAUGAAAGGUCCCCACAAGAAACAACAGGGAAAAUAUAUCCAAAAUGAUGACUACCAAAAGAGGCGUGAACCCCAGCAAAGACCAAGAGAUUACCAACCAAGAAAUUCAGGAUAUCGUGACAAUCGAGACGAUAGAGGUCGUCGGGAUGAUCGAGAUUAUCGCGAUCGCAACGAGCAUCGAAAUGAAAGAGAUCGUCGAGAUGAUAGGGUUGACAGUCGAGGACGGCAUGGCGAUCGAGACCAUCGAGAUAAUCGUGAACAUCGAGAUCAAGGACAUAAUCGCGAUCGUCGGGAAAAAUCAGAUCGCCGAGAGCACCGGGAUCACCGUGAACGACAUAGAUCACCAGAUAGAUCACGUAAGGAAGAAUAUGCCAAUCCACAAAAAAGGAUACGCAAAACCGAAAAUUAUGCCUCAAGUUACAAAACAACUGAAGACGCGAAGAAGUCAGGGUACAGCUUCGAGUCAUCCUAUGACAACAACUCUCGCUCUGAGAGCCGUCAUGGAAAAGUGACAACCGGUUCGUAUCGUGUACCUCUCCCCGAUGGCCGUGUUCAGGUUGUCAACUACAGGGCUGAUGAAAAUGGAUAUGUCGCUGACGUGAAAUACGAGGGCGAGGCCAAAUAUCCAGAAUACAAACCCGCAUAUUCUUAUUCCGCUCCAGCCUACAAGGCUGAAACCGUACCGGUUUACGAGGUUGUUACGACCAAACCGACUUACAAGAUUCCUACUACUCCGGCUCCCACAACUACUAGCCCAGCUUAUAAGACCCCUGCAUACGUUGAACCUAGCUAUAUAGCGCCAGCACCGACUGCGGCUCCAACCUAUGAGGAUCGUUCUUAUCCCGAUCCUGAAUUUAAGGCUUUGUACAAGAUAACAACUACCACCCCGGCUCCAACGACGACUCCGCGGGCUUAUGUAGCUCCUGUUGAUGUUGAGUACAAAGUUCCUGCUUACUCUGCUCCGGCCUACCAGACCCCAGUUUCUCCUGCAUAUGGUAUUCGCUAUAUUGGUGACGCAAAACAAUACGAGGAUAGGAACAAAUAUCUGGAAACUAAAGUGAACUCUCCAGCCUACAAAUCUACAUUUUUUGUCAUUCCCAAGUACAAAGUUUCUUCUUUGGCCGGCCCAGUCUAUGAGACACCGGAAGUGCCAGAUUAUAGAACAUCUUUUUACUCCGCUCCUGCGGCUCCUUUGCCCCUUGCUUACAGACCUCGUUACGCCGUCAAGGCAGCUAAUAAGGUCGUCGAUCAGAGCACAGACUACAAGGAUUCGCCUUACGUCGCUCCCAAAGUGACAGUUUCCGUUUAUACCCCAGUCUAUUCUGCCCGUACUACCACUACUCCAGCAUACCAGGAUUUGACAACUGCUGCUCCCGCCUACAAAGUUCCGAUUACCACAGCCGCUGCCCCGGUUUAUACUACUUCAUCCUACAAAGCUCCAAAGUACGAAACUUCCACCAGCGCUCCGGCUUACAAGCCAUCUACUUUUUUCACUUCGAAUAAAGAUAGCAUCUCUACUGGAUACAAGGAACUAUCCAGAAUCUUUCGUGAAACAUCUUUGACAGCCGGAAAUAAAAAUUGGGAUAAUUUCUUUAACAAAGCUUGGGAAUUCGCUAGAACAAAAUAUUAAAUGACUUAAUCAUUUCGGAAAACAUUCAUUUAAAAAAUUCAUUUAAUAUUUAUCAAUCACAAUGUACUACCGGUACUACCUUUGAAAUGAGCGAAUUCUUGUUUUUUUCUUAGCUUUUUUUUUAAUAUAAAAAGUCAUUUUUGUCUAAUGUGCUCUUUCAAAAUGAAAUAGAAAUCAAAAAAUUUACAUGCUAGACGGUGCGAGUCGAUUGCUUUCACAAUUGAAAGUGAAGGGUUUGUUUUGUUAUCUCCAGACUGGACCAGUCUUUACGGAGCUUGCAGCGCCAAAAUCAAAUCAGUUGUUAAUUAACUGAUUGACCAGUUCUUCUUGCAAUUUGCGGUAAGUAAUAUUUGUGCGUAUUUGUGUACAGUCCAAUAAAGAUCCCUUUCGCGUUUGCCCCUACAUUUUACUGAAUUCAAGUGGGUUUUAUUGUAGUUAUAAAAUUUAAACAUCUGCAUAGCAAAGUCUUAGAAUAUGAAGUAUUUUAAGAUUUAUCCUAUUUACUGUCAAACCUAAAUGGGUUUUUCGCAUUCUUAUGGUCAUAACCGUUUAUUUUACAGAUUUGUAUGUGAUCUAAUAUCUAAUGAAUCUGUUGACCAGUCUA